Molecule: messenger RNA, 1581 nt
Organism: Selaginella moellendorffii
Lineage: Eukaryota; Viridiplantae; Streptophyta; Lycopodiopsida; Selaginellales; Selaginellaceae
Product: pentatricopeptide repeat-containing protein At1g80270, mitochondrial-like
Exons: 2
Coding region: 1-1581 (526 amino acids)
Cellular component (GO): mitochondrion
Molecular function (GO): protein binding
Source: RefSeq, a predicted model, not a curated record
AUGGGCACUGCUGCCUGGUGGAUAUGGAAGAGGCCAGCAGCAGCUUUUUGCAAGGUUGGUCUCUCGCCCAAGUGGGAUCGCCGUGAAGCUUUCGCUCUUCCACCGUACUACACUAGCGAGAAGGCCAAAGCACCAGUUUCGGAACAGUCCAAGAUGAAAGAGCUGAGAAAGUUUGUCCGGGAAUUCAAGGGAGAGGAACCCAAUGAGAAUGCGGAGCAGGAGAAGGUUGUGAGCCUAUGCCGGACUCUCAACGCUAAGGCCGACACUUCGGAGGUAGUCAAGAAUUGGAUAGCCGAUGGAAAUGUGAUGUCACGGGACGUUGCUGCUAAACUCAUGAACGUCGUGAGAGAAGAACGCCUGGUAGAAAUGACCUCGAAGCUAUACAUGCAAGAGAUCUCACAGCUAUGUCUUCAGCUGGGGCCAUCAAAAGGCGAGGCGUUGUUCAGAAGCAUGCCAGAGAGUUUGAGGACGGAGGAGGUAACCACGGCUUUUCUUACUGCUGUUGCGAAAGAGGACGACUCGGCCAGAGCGGAGAGAUUGAUGGACGAGCUGAACAGCACGUUGUCCGUCGACGCCUGGAGCGCGGUUCUACACAUGUAUCUCAGAAGGGACAGGCACGACAAGCUGCGGGACACUUACUACAGGUUCAAGCAGAAAGGGUUGAAGCCGGUCCUUUUUACGUACUGGCUGGUUCUCCAGUGCCGAGAAAGAGUCGGCGGUUUUGAGGAGAUUGAGAUGGAGUUCGACGCGGAGCUGAAAAGAACUAACUUCGAAGAGGCAGACACACGGCUACUCAAUCUGAUAAUGCGUUCCUAUGCACUCUUGGGAAAGCGGAAGAUGGUGGACAGGAUGUGGACGCUGCUCAAGAGCGAACAAGUUGCUGCUCCCGACUUAAACAGCUACGUCUCCGCAAUCAAGUCGUUUGGUUUGUUCGGGGACUUGGAAAAGGCAUAUGAGGUGCUGGAGGAAGUGCUGCAAAAGUUCGAACGGAUUCCUCAAAAUCCAUACAUCUGGAUCGUGGAAAUCUGCGUGAGGCUCAAGAUGAUGGACCAGGCGGAGAAGCUCAUGGAGAAGCACAUCGGCAAGAGCUGCUUUCUUCCCUACAACUUUCUGGUCACUGGCUACGUUGAAACUUGCCAGAUCUCAAGCGCGCUCAAGAAGCUGGACGAAGCUUUCGAGAUUCCUUUCAAGGACCGGAAGCUAUUCUACAAGACAGUGAUGGCUUUGCUCCCGGUGUUCGCCAAGAGGGGAGACAUACACUCGGCCGAGAAGCUCAUUUCCAACUACGGCUCCUGCGGUGACGUGAAAGUCUACAACGCACUGCUCAACGUCUACGUUUCUACAAAGAGGAUGCCAACCAACGUCCUUCACAGGAUGAAGAACCAUAACAUUGAACCGAAUGAAGAGACAUGGAGACUCAUGGACACACUGGAAUCGUUCUGGGAUCACAAGCCAGGACGCAGUACUGUCUGGAGAGUCGUGAAUGGGCGGAGGAUACCUCGGGACCAGCAAAUGGCUCACUUGAAGUUCUCCAGGGAAGGAAAAGAUGUCAGGAACCGCGGCCUAAUUCCAAAGAGCUAA